Messenger RNA from Octopus bimaculoides (California two-spot octopus), 6999 nucleotides. RefSeq lists its product as uncharacterized. The record is from RefSeq and is a predicted model, not a curated record. Lineage: Eukaryota; Metazoa; Mollusca; Cephalopoda; Octopoda; Octopodidae. Gene Ontology annotation, molecular function: protein binding.
AUGGUCUUUGACUACUUUUCUCAUUUGCAUAAUGAUAUUUUGAAAGGAGACAUAAAAUCUAUCUUGGAUCUCUUGUGGCGGUUGAUUCUUAAUUACUGCAUUCACGAUGACGGAAGUGAUUUUGCACAGCAUAACAGUGUAAGUGCUGGCAGGAAAAUUUUGCAAUCAUGGUGCCAACAAAUUUUACCAGAAGUGAAUUUGGAUACAAGAUACAAUCUCGUCAAAAGCUUAUGUUCCACAGACUACUUCUUCAUGCUACUAGAAGCCAUUCCUGGAAUCAAGAUACCAACUUCUGAUCAACCAAGCAAAGCACUUCAUCUUGAAUUCCUUCUUGAAAAUAUUGAAUCUCAACUCGGAAUAAAGAAAGAUAUUUUGAGUGUUUCUGAAGUUCUAAGUGGAACCAUUGAUGAACAAAUUCUCAUGAUUUACCUGGCUCUCCUAAAAUGGAAGGUUAAAAAUAAAUCCUACAAUUCUCCAAGAAAGCAAUUGAGCUACUUAUCAACCCACAAACUGUCUUCUCCAACUCCGAGGAAUACUUCAGACAAAAGCAUUUUCCAAAAUAGGAAUGCUCCAAAUAUUAAGAAUUUCUUCUCUUCAAGUACGACUCCCACUUUGUCUACUAACGCCAAUGAACCGGCACAAAAAGCAAUAAAUGAUGUUUCUUUUAGCCAGAGUUAUGGAAAAAGAUCGAAAUUCUUUGAUGCUUCAUCGACCACGGAUGGUAAGGAGAGUCCUGUCCCAAGGGGGUCUGUCUACCCAGCUACAGCAUUUAAGUCAAAACCAACAACUAACAUCAACAAUACCAGUAAAUCCCCCCCAUCUUACGACAAGUCACUGUCAGAAAAUAACAGCCAAAUUUUAUCAACAAAUACCAGCAAUGUUACAUCCAAGUCUCUCAAUAUUUCUCCCUCUAAAAUGGCCGAUACGACCCAGACGACUACUGCGUAUGAUACUGAACCUGUAUUCAGCAGUAAAAUAACAUCUACAGCUCUCAGUGAUCAUCCAUCGACAGGAGUGAGUAACAUAUCGACUGGCAUCAUUAACACUGCCUGCACGACCGUUAACAGUUGUUCACCUUCAACAAUUAACAGUCUUCAAACAUCUUCAGGUUUAACAAAACAAACCAUGGUGUCUACAUUAGUUCUACCUAUACUGACAUCAUCAUCAUCAUCAACAAGAGAGAAGCUAAUGUCAUCUAGAUCAUUAUCACCACCAUCUUCUUCAUCACUAUCAUCAUCAUUAUCGUCAUCAUCAUCCUUUCCACUCACAACAACAACAACAACAGCAACAACAACGACAAUGACAGAAAAUAGUGGAAUGUCAACAAAGACAGAAUCUGGUCUGACACUGAGUUAUUCUUCCAUUCAUGAAGGAGAUCUUUGGCCAGAAACACAGGCUUGCCAAAAGAAUGCCUUAAACUCACCAUCAAGCCCCUAUUUUUAUUCCUAUUCAACAUUACAACUGAGUAAAAAUCCUGCAACAGACGUUAGCAGGAAUCAACAAACUGAAGGAUAUUCUGAAAAAUACUUGCUAAGUUAUUCUCCCAGAUCUGAAGAGAAUGGAAAGCAAUCUUCUUCAGAUAGACAGUUCACUGAUUUAAAGAAAACAUCUUCAAUGAGAAAUAAUGAUGUUAGCAGUUCUCUCACGGUAACAUCUUCAGAUAUUGCUGCAUCUGUCAAAGAUGCAUCUUCUAAUGAUAAUGGAAUAUACACAUGUAAAAAAGUUUUUCUCCUGCAAAGCACCGAAUUACCUGCUCCCAUUUCCCAGGUGGCUUCCCCUCUUUUAUCAUUCGAAAAUCAUUCUUUUAAUCAAAGUUCAAAUUUGCCAUCAUGUUCAGAAAAUCAGAUUCUUUUGACUAACAAUGACACAGAACAGACUAAUGGGGGCAUUGUCCAAGAAAGUGUAAAAGAUAAACUUGUGCCGCCAACUCCACCUUUAACAUCUCCUCCACCCUUUCCACCCUCUCCCCAACAGUACUUGCCUACGUUUUUACCCUUUAAAAUUUCUAGCAAAACAUCAACUCUAUCACAGCCAUUUCCUCAUUACCAACAUGACGGGGAAAUAGUCGACGGAAUUUACUUGGCACCUUGUAUAAAUGUGAAUCAGGGAAAUUCUAUUAAAGAUAGAACAGGUAAAGAAAAUAUUGGUCAGCCAAUAUGUCUUGAUGAAGCAUUAAAUAAUGGUAAUCAUGAUAGAUGUACUGAAGUUCCGGAAAAUCAGACUGGUAAAGUAAUCACAGUCAAAUUGAAUUCUCAAGAUGGUUUUAACAAGCAACAUCCAUCGGGACUUACAUCAGAGAAGAUUGAAUUUCUUUGUGAAGAAAUUGGAAAACUUAAGGAAAAAGUGAAUGCUAUGGAAACUGGAAGAACAUCAUUGAACAAUUCUAAUUCUUCAUUUGAAGACACUGUACAAAGUGUGGAGAUACCAGGAAAUUCCCCGACUGGUGAUUGUCAGCUUUCAACUACUUCCAGCAUUAAUAAAACUGAUUUUAAUUUGAGUACAGGAAGAUUACAGGAACAGAAUAAAAACCAGCCUUCAUUAAUUAACUCUUUGGAAAAUUCCAAGCACCAGCAAGUUGUUAAUGAUGGUAAAAAAAUGACCGAACAGCAAAUAAAACCGGAACAUUCAACAUUUCAGUCAAGUAAUAACACAUUACAAGAAAGCAAUAAAAUUUUUCGUCCAAGUGAGAGUUACUCUCCUUUUUCGUCUAAUGUUUCGCCUUUAAGGAGAGGUCAUCUCUGGAAACCUUGGACUAGAACAGACUAUUAUAAAACUAUUAAAACAGAAGAACAUUCGAAUUUCAAACUGAAUGGUAAUAAUACCAAAGUUUCAAACUAUUCUUGUGGUACGGAUUCACCAAAUUCUUUAAUUAGUAAAAUAAACCAUCAAACUAAAGAUUCUCCACUGCUGAGAGAAAACUCAUCUCCUAAAAGAACUGAAUCCUCGAAUGGAACAAUUUACCAUUCUCUAACAUCUUCAAAUAUAAGAAAUCUUGAAGAUAAUUGUAAAGAUUUAGUAAUGAAAGGAACAAAAUAUGAUUCUUUGAACAAGGAUGGACAUAACCUCCACCAGUGUAGCCUCUGUCGUAUGAAUUGCAAAAAUCCACACAGAAAUUCCAGAAGUGACACAGCUGCUGAGGAUGACGAGAUGAAUGAUAAUAAUCAACAUUUCAAAGAAACGUUUUUAAAAGUGAUUUCUUCAAGUGCCAACAAUCAAGAAUUUCAGAACUUACUAGAGAAGUAUACUUGUUUUAAAGAAAACAUUUCUGAUAGAAUUUAUCUAAUAUUUAAACAAUUAAAACAAGAAAUUGAAAAUCUAAAAGAAAGUUUACAACUUGAGAAGACAGAAACCCAUAAUCUGCGAAUCGAAUUUGAGAAGUUGGAGAAAUUGAAGAAGUAUGAUGUUGAGAAAACUGCCCAAGAAAGCCAGACAAGCAUAACAGGAAUUGAUAUUGUUUUUCUUCAACAGGAGAACAUUGUAUUAAAAGAGGAACUGGAGAUGGUUCAAGAAGAAUCCUUUGAAUUAAAAGAGGAUGUAACGGAACUAAAAGAUUAUCAGAAAGGAGUUGAGAAAGUCCUUAAUGAACUGCAAGAGCAAAUUCUGAAGACUGAAUAUGAUAAACAGAUCUUAUCAGAGGAAUUAACUCUACUUUGGCAGCAAAGGAAGGCUCUGAAACUGAACAGCAUGGAUUUAGAUCAAUCUUUUAAAAGUGAUGGAUUUUACCUGUCAAGAUCUCAUGCAAAUAUAGAUGAGGUGGCUUUUUCUAAUCCAUAUCUCAUUGAAAACUAUAAAUCAAUGACUCCUAAAACAAGCAGUCCAACUCGUCAGUCUCUGUCCACUUUUCCAUUCCAUUUAAGUCCUGUAGUUGAUGGACAGGACAGAAAUCUAAAAUGUCCAGAGACACCAAAAUUAUAUCGUACAAUGUCUUGUCUAUCCCAAGUAGAUAGAAAUCACACUGAUAAAAGUGAUGUAGGUUUUUCUCAAAACAUUUGGAGAAGCAGAGAAAACGCAGCUGACAAUUUGGCCUCUAAUUUUGAAAAUAUGAUGGUUAAUAAGAAUGGAAAUACUUCGAAAAUAAUCCAAGAUUUUAAUCCAAAUAAAUAUCAGCUGGGUCAGCAAAACAAAUAUCAACGACUGUACUGGAGUGAUCAACAACUGAAUCAAUUAAUUUCAGAUAAUGAAAUUAGUAAUAGAGAAGAACAAGAUAGGCGUAAUCUUUUUAGUUCUCCUAGUUUGCCAUCAAGGAACAGUUUUUCAUCUUUUGAAGAACCUUCUAGAGCAUCGAAUCGACAGAGAGUAAAUAAUGUGACAUUUAAUUUCACUAAACAGACUGAAAAUAGGUCAGCAAAGCAAGGGUCGGCCUUAAAAGGAAUUCUCAAAAAUGUGAAAAAUACACCUGACAAUGUAAAUGUAGAUCAAAGUUUAUCAAAGAGUCAUUUUAGCAAUUUUCCAAGAAAGGUACGGAGUGUUCCAUGUUCUCCCCAAAACUUCUCUCAUCAGGCAUCAGCUGAGGAUUUAGCACUAACGUCAGAUAUGGAGGAAGUCUUCAAGCCUCUAAAUUCUUUGGAAUCAUUGAAGAGCCCUUUUGGCAUGGGGAAAAGGUGGAAUUCUCAUGACUCCCUGAUUGGUUCUGCUUCUAAAUGGUCUGAAAGUAACUCAAGCAAAAGAGCAAACCUUAAUAGCCUUUCAGGAAACAAAACUCUAUCUCAUGAUCCUUACUUUAAAUGGCGCUUUAACAGAAAAUCUCCUGAUGUCAAACCCUUAUUUGGUAACCCAGACCACCCACGUUGGGUUCAUACUCCUUACAACUUCUUCCUUGCAAAUGCUAAACCAUCUAGUGACACUUUAAAAGUUGCCACACCUGUCUUCUCACCAACUAAAAUCUACAAAAGGAAUAAAAAUAUGUCAAACAGCAAAGAUUCUCAAGACACAGCAAAUAUAUCAGAGACAAACAAUUCUUCUUUGGAAUUUUCAAGAACUCCAACAAUUGCAUCUCAAAACUUAAAUCUAACAAACACUUCAAAAGCACAGGAAUUUUCAAAUCUGUUUUCUCCAGAACAACUGGAAUAUUCACCAAACACUGACGAAGAACAUAACACCGUUGUACGUAAUUUAUGUUCUGUCUUUGAAAGCAGUGAUCUAUCUUUUGAUGGUUCUGAACCUGGGUCAGCAAAGAAAAUUCGAUCUUGGUAUGAUCUUGAUAGAAAUUCUCCUACAAAGCUGACCAAAGAACAGAGACAAUAUGCUGAUAGAUUAAUUGAGAAAUACACCAAGCUGCCAAGUGAAAAGCUUAUCCAACCAGCAUCAUAACUAAUGUGAAUUGUGAGAAGAAAAACAAUAAUAACAACAACAAGAAUAUAAUUUUCAAACUUGUUUUCAAUUUUUCUAUUAAAUAACUUUAAAUAAGGAAAAAAAAGAAAGAAAAAGUAAAAUAAAUAUUGAAAAAAAAAACUCCUUGAUUAAAAUUGAUUUCCAAUAAUUCUGUAAUUAUUUAGGAAAGUGUUGUAGAAUAAAUAUAUAAAUAAUCACCAAUAGGCAACUUUUUGACCCGCUUUUGAUUCGUAGUUCUAUUUUUCUGUUUUUUAUAUUCUUCUUUUACUGGUUUUGACAUUGCUGGGGGCUUCGACUGAUUGGGUUGAAUCCAGUACUUUUGUACUCAUUUGAGCACUUGCAGAAGAUUUAAAGUACAAAGCAGUCAUUGAAAUACUUGGAAAUUACUCAGUCAGACAAUAAUAUUGCAGUGUCUUUCUCUUCAAAUGCACCAGUUCUCAUCUCGCAUUGAUAUAUAAUAUAGGUGUUACACAAUCUCUGAAGAUUUCUUAGUGUAAUCUGCUUAUAACUUCAAACGACUUUACAUAAUGUUUAUCAUUAUUAUUAUUAUUAAUGAAACCUAGAUAUGAUGGUGUGACAAAAUAGUUUAUAAACAGACUGUCCUGUUGGGUUUUUCUUUCCUCUAUGUUCUCUGUGAUUUUUCUAUGGAGACCAAUGAAAUGAAACAGGAACUGAAAUCUGUGUUAUCCAUGCAGUUUUCUCUUUUGUUGUAUAUGAAUGCACAUGGAGAUUCUAAACACUGGUUAUAUAUCAUUUAACUUACUCUAUAUAAUUCUUUCUCUCUAUAUAUAUGUAUAUAGUGGGCUUCCACAUUGUUUCCAUCUACUAAAUUUCCUACACAAUAUGUCGGUCAAUAUUACUUCUUUGAGCUGCUGCGUGGUGGCCUGAAACCAUGCAGUUGCAAAAACAAAAUUCUUAACCACAAAGCCAUGUACACAAUCCGUGAAUUUCAAUUCAAAUUGCAAAUUCCUUAAAUUUCUUUGAGAAUGAUGUGAACAUCACAACACUCCAUUCCAUCUCUGUUACAAAUUUGAAGAAACCUUGUGAAAAUCUCAGCACCAAAGAACAUGGGUUAAUUUCCCAAUGCAAUAAUUCCAAAAUUCAGUUUUGAUUCUUUGGUGAAACUUCUUACUAAUAUUGAUAAUGUCAUGAAAAUAUCACACCAUUUUCUGUUUUUUCUCUAUAAAAGCUUGAAAUUCAUAUCUUUGUAUUUUCCAGUUGUUGUAACUCUUUUGAUACGAGUCCGCCUGAGCCUGUCCCUCGUUCUAUGAUAUACGCUUCUUACUUUAAACUGAUCUAAAUUAAAACCUUCCGUCAAAAUUAAAUAUUAAAAUAUGUUUCAAACAACAGCUUAAUUAUGACAGAGCUAUUUUAUUAAAUUUUUUAUUAUUUUUCAAAACUAAUUGAAACAAAGGCAGUGUAUUCCAAAAGAAACAUGGUAACAAAAGUUGCUAAUCAAAAUAAAAAGAAAUUAUUGACCAUUCUUUGAUGAAUUCUAUGUGUUUUAUUAAACUUAUUGAUAUUGCAAAAAUGUCUCAAUUCUCUUAAAUGUCUUAUAUACUUUGGGUUGUAGUGUCACCUGAGCACUAUACACAAUAAUUUCAUUAUUAUUAUUAUUAUUAUUAUUAUUAUUGUAUGUUAUAAAAUUUGACCAUAAUAAAACACUAA